Messenger RNA from Aspergillus pseudotamarii, 2004 nucleotides. RefSeq names its product FAD-binding oxidoreductase. The transcript has 2 exons. Gene Ontology annotation, molecular function: FAD binding. Bases 572 to 1969 code for a protein of 465 amino acids. NCBI's taxonomy places the organism in Eukaryota, Fungi, Ascomycota, Eurotiomycetes, Eurotiales, Aspergillaceae. The record is from RefSeq and is a predicted model, not a curated record.
AUAAGGCUUCGUGUACAGUUGUGAUAGGCACCUACUGUUUUAUAGGUAUAUUAGAAAGCCUAGAAGACUACACUCCCCUCCCGUCUUUCCUUAGUAGAUUUACAUCUUACCCCGGUCUAUCAUCUAGAUCUUAGCUUAGUCCACUAGUGACUAGAGGAUAGAGCGUUCUUCGACAGGCGCCUAGUGGUAGCUUAUUGCGCCAGCCACAGGGUUUGAAUCCACUGGCCCCAAGGCCCCCAAUUAGUUCUUUUUACCCCAAGGCUCUACCAAUGACGCUCUACGACUAAGCCCAUCUGGCCGACCGGGAUAAAGCUGUGGGACCACUAGUCGCGGGGAUAAGACGGAGACAACCUUUAGCCAAGGUAAAAUGGCCAAUUGGUAAGCACUAGCUAACUUGUUUAUCCGAGGGAGCGAAUGGUGCAAGACCAACCCGUUGGAGUAUUGGGCACUACCCCAGAAUAAUGCCUAGGAACUUGAUGGAGACAAACCAAGGUGCCAGGAAUAUCCUUUUCGUGAGAUACAUAGAUAGAAUGUCUCCUCUGUCUUGGUGCUCCAAUCCCAGUAAACAGAUAUGAAAAGCAAAAUCAUGGCAGACUCUGACUCUCAGCUUGCUCGCUUGGAGGCCUUCCUCCUGGGCCAUCCCAGUAUCAAGUACACAGCACCCUCGUCGCCUGAGUUCUCCACCGUGUGUAAGGUAUGGAAUCUGGCUCGUCUAGACACUCCACUUGCCGUCGUCCAUCCUGAAAACGCAGAGGAUGUGAGGGUACUGGUGCAAUUCGCCAAGUCCCAGAGGAUCCAAUUCACCAUCCGGGUAGGCGGUCACAAUAUGGAAGGCCGGGCUCUCGUAGAUGGCGCCCUCGUAAUCGAUCUUCGGGCGCUUACGGGGGUCCAGAUAGCCGAAGAUCGCCAAUCGGCUACAGUAGAGGGAGGAAUCCUCCAGGGAGAGCUCGGCACAAAGCUGUGGGCCGAAGGACUCGCCACACCCACGGGGUCAAUCCCGUGCGUUGGCUAUGUUGGGUGGGCCAUGUACGGAGGAUAUGGACCCUUCUCGUCACACUGGGGACUCGGGGUCGAUCAGAUUCUUGGUGCGACGAUUGUGAAUCAUGAUGGGGAGAUUCUCCAGGCGGAUGAGAAGCUCCUGAGGGGCAUUCGUGGGGCGGGAGGUGUGUUCGGUGUGAUUGUUGAUCUGACUAUAAAAGUGUAUCCACUCAAGAGUUUUCUGGCCGGUGUAAUUCUCUUUGGUUCCCGGGAUAUCAACAAAGCUUUUGCCAAUUUUAACACUGGAUACCAAAAGCUACUCCACAACGGCAUCCCUAAGCAGCUCACCAUCCAACAAGCAGUAUUCAACGCGCCUCCUGGACGCGUCUUCGCUGUUCUCUUCGCCUGGAGCGGCGAUGACACUGAAGAGGGCCAACACUGGAGCAACCAGAUCGCAAGCUUGGCACCACUGUUCAUGAGCACAGUCGGGGAGACUACAAUCCCCGAAUGGUUCACCGGAAAUGCAGCCAUGGUCCCGUCAAGUGUAUAUGGAUCCAGUCGCACACUGAAUCUGUACAGCGUCACACCUCAAGUCGCCGAGGCAAUCGGACGCGGUCUAACCGCGCUACCGACUGAUCCAGGCACCAUGGUCUCCAUACAUCAGCUAAGAGGUCCCUCUGCAGAGCCGAAAGAUAACUCUGUCUUUGCUACCAGAGAGCCACACUACAUGCUCGAGAUCGUUGGGUUCGCAGUGGUGGAGGACCGUAAGGGGGAGGCCGAGCAAUGGGCAUCUGACAUUGAGGAGGCGAUCUUGAAGACCGACGGUGGGAAUAUCCUUCCCACUACGUAUAUCUCUCUACAUUCUGCUCCUGGGUGCGGGACUGACCCGCUGAGUCAGUUCUAUGGCUCUCACGCCGAGGAAAUUCUUUCGUUGAAGAAGGAAUAUGACCCCGAGGGCUUCUUCCAUUGGACUGUACCUCAAUUAGGAUAACCGUUGCAAUGGGAUUCUCGCCCUGCAUAGUGAGA